AUGGUUGACCUCGAUUUGCCCGAAACACCGGUGCCGGUCUGGCUGGAUUGUGAUCCCGGCCAUGAUGACACCUUUGCCAUCCUCCUAGCAGCCUACCACCCAACAAUAAAGCUGCUAGGCCUCUCAACCGUCUUCGGAAACGCCCCCCUCGAAAAAACCACAAACAACGCCACCUCAAUCCUCACAGCAAUCGGCAAACACAAUGACAUCCCCGUCCACGUCGGCGCCGCAAAGCCAAUGUCCCGCCCGCCAAUGCAGGCCGCCACCGACAUCCACGGUGAAUCCGGCCUGGACGGCACCGACCUCCUCCCCCAACCCUCCAAAGACGCAGACCGCUCCGUACCCGCCAUCGACGCCAUGGCCGCCGCCCUCUCCGCCCAGCCCGCCGGAACCGCCUGGCUCGUCGCCACGGGGUCCCUCACCAACGUCGCCGAGCUCUUCGCAAAGUACCCGGACCUGGUCGCGCACCUCAAGGGCCUGAGCAUCAUGGGCGGCGCCAUCGGCGACGGCUUUACCGACAUUGUACUCGGUGUCGUGGACGGUGUCCCCCGUGUGGGUAACUGGACGCCGUGGGCUGAGUUCAACAUUAUCAUUGACCCAGAAGCCGCCGCUGCCGUGUUUCAUAAUAAGGCGCUCGCGGCCAAGACGACGCUUGUGCCGUUGGAUUUGUCGCAUCAGGUUCUUGCUACCGAGGAGGUGCGGGACGCGCUUCUGUAUGGUACGCACGGCGGGGAGAAGACGGGCAAGGGGAAGACGACGCUAAGGCAGAUGCUGGUUGAGCUCCUCAUGUUCUUCGCCAAGACGUAUAGCGACGUCUUCGGCAUCACAGCCGGACCCCCCCUCCACGACCCCCUCGCCGUAGCCGCCGUGCUGACGGGCACGCGGCACGAGAUCCCCUUUCACGACUACGACGCCAAAAAGGGCAACUGCGUAAAGUACCACGAGCGCUUCGAGCUCACCGUCAUCACGGAGGGCGACCUGGAAGAGGCCAAGACGGGCAAGUCGCAGCUGGGGCGGACCGUCGCGAAAGCCCUGCCGCCGGGGAGCGAGGGCGUGAGGAUACCGCGCGGGUUGGAUAUCCCCAUGUUCUGGCGGGUGAUUGAGGAGUGCACGGAGAGGGCGGACCGGGUUAAUGCGGGUAAGGUGGCUGGGUUGCAGGAGAAUGGGACGUUGGAAAAGUAA
Messenger RNA from Colletotrichum paranaense, 1182 nucleotides. RefSeq names its product inosine-uridine preferring nucleoside hydrolase. The transcript has 4 exons. Gene Ontology annotation, molecular function: purine nucleosidase activity. NCBI's taxonomy places the organism in Eukaryota, Fungi, Ascomycota, Sordariomycetes, Glomerellales, Glomerellaceae. Gene Ontology annotation, cellular component: cytosol. Bases 1 to 1182 code for a protein of 393 amino acids. The record is from RefSeq and is a predicted model, not a curated record. Gene Ontology annotation, biological process: purine nucleoside catabolic process.